Messenger RNA from Adineta ricciae, 228 nucleotides. Lineage: Eukaryota; Metazoa; Rotifera; Eurotatoria; Adinetida; Adinetidae. The record is from the annotation of a GenBank genome assembly.
AUGUCAUCUUACGACAUCGAAUCGGUUCGAAGAAAAAUCGCUGCACUCCAUAAACAACGGGAGUUCGUGUUGCCGUUUUCCCGUCGGCCAAUCAACUUCGACUGGGAAGCACUCAUCGACGAACACGAUGCAUCGUUGAUUAUACGUUUGGCUAUAAUCGAUCUACGCGUGGAUUAUACUCCACCUCGUCCGAAUAAGAAGUUCAUUCGUAUCAUCGACGAAACGUAA